Messenger RNA from Seminavis robusta, 2309 nucleotides. NCBI's taxonomy places the organism in Eukaryota, Bacillariophyta, Bacillariophyceae, Naviculales, Naviculaceae. The record is from the annotation of a GenBank genome assembly.
AUAUCAUCUGUAGUCUUGAAGGAAAGAGUUGGAAUGGCAGUCACAUAUGGAAUCAAUGGCCGGCCUAGUAGGAUGAAGAAAUGAAAUACAAGAACCGAGACCUUCCUUUGGCUAGGUUGAAACGGAUGUCUUGACGGCGCCAUCAUGCUGCUGCUGGCAAUUUGGGGGUAUAAGAGACGGAUCCUUCGUCAGAUAGUAAUGCAGCAAGAAAUGGAUUGCGAACAGUUGCCACAACCGCAACCCUUUAGCUCUGAACAACGCGACGGAGGAUCUUUGGCACAAGGAACACGUGAGUCGACGAAUUUUAAGGUGCGCUGAAAACGGAACGAGGUGCGGUGCUCCCAGGCCUGCGAGCAAGCCUCUCCCCUCACGAAAGAUUGUCCCCAGGAGCCCAGCAGCAUCAGAGCGUUGCGACGCUCACAACAAACGUAACAAGGAGCUGCACUACUAGCAUACUAGCUAGCUAGAGCCAGAGCCGAAGACUUGUUCGUUUGCUGCGCGGAACCAGCAAAGGUAAAAAGAGGCGGUGAAACAAAGCAGCAACGAGCACCGCGCAGAUGGCGAAGAAACAACGCAGCCGCACUUGACAAGACAUUCACCAUUGACAAACAACACCAUCUCCUGGUUCUAGUACCAUACACAUACUGUCACCAUGAUAGGGCAAUCUUUUCUUCCUGAUCUUAGCCAUGCUGCUCUAGACUUAGAGGGGUCUUCUUUGGCUUGGCUGCCUCAGCAAGCAUCACCACGAACGUCGGUGAAUAAUCCUUUUUCAUCAUCACGAGAGGAUCGCCGUCGCAGCCUCGACAGCAACGAUGGCUACUCAAGCUACUUGGUAGACGCUGAUGGUAACCAGUACGAGCCAUAUUCGUUAGCAUGGAGAUACCUUGGUCUCUUUGUCGAUUGUGGCGAUGACGAAGAGAGCGAAGAUGAAGGUGACAGCAAGGACGAAAGGGAGCGUCACUUGUCAUCUGACGACAAUAAAGGCUGCAUUCGAAAAGUCUUGUGGGCUGCAUAUCGCGAUCCCAAUUACAGUGGAGGUUCCAUUGGAGAGUAUCAGUACUACGACCCAAUCACGGGGAUUUAUGACGAAUCAUACUGUCGCUCAGAGCGGUGCGUCCCGUUGGAUUGUCACGAGCCCGAGAGCGAAAAUUUUGAGCUGGUGGGCGUCUUCAAAGAAACAGAAGGAUUGUACGACUUUGCGGAGCAGCUUUUCAAGCACCAAGGGUACUGUCUUUGGAGCGAGAAUACCUUCGAAAAGAUGGCCAAUUUCCGUGAAUACAUGGUUCCUUACGACUGUCAACAGUUGUAUUUCCCUGAUGAUUAUGGCAACACCAUAUACAUGGCAAUAUCCCCACAGCCCAUGGGCGAUAUGACGAUUGCUGUAUACUCAGAUGCAAUGUGCACCAAACAAUCGAGAACAACAAUCCAGGACUACAUUAUGCUUUUCUAUGACUUACAAGGCAACUAUGACAAAGGGAAACAGAUCGCCAGCUCUUGGACCACGGCCAUCAAACGGUGGAAUCAUCACAUGGGCGUGUACAAACAGUGCCAGCCUUGCCGGGCAUAUGAUUUGUCCGCAGGAGGAGACGCACAAGAAAACUCGGGAUCUGCGGACAACAAUAAUCGACGUAGGAAGCGAUACUUAGACGAAAAUGACGGAGAAGGCGAUGAAGAGCAGUGGGGCUACGAUUGUGAUGAUUAUGCUGGGUACACCAAUUGCAAUCAGUGUUACAAGUUUGAGACUCACACAACUAUGGAGCCAGCAACAGAGGCAGAUUUGAAAGCUGCAACGCGUCAAGGAACCAUUCUGGCGAUUCGAGUCGACGGGAAGCGGUAUGGACAUGGUUGGGUUGAUGGAGGAUGGUUUCAGAAAGUCCCAGGAUGGGUUAAAGCCCUUUUUGGUAUUCUUGGGUGGAUGGUUGUGGUUACCUCCUUGACUCUGUUUUGGAAGUAUGUGAUACCGGUGAUUUCCGGCUUGUUUGGCAGCUUCAUGGACAUGGUAUUCCCGGUUUGGUGGCGACGAAAACUCCCGUCUGCCUUCAAAGAACACUUUCAUAUUGAAGCCGAGGUCAAACCAGAACCAGAAGAGGAUGGCUUUCUCAAGAGGAAGAAGCCAGUGUCGUACGUCUACACUUAGGAAUCCGAUCGAUUGUUUGUUUGGAGGAAGGGAGGUGUUGUCACUCCAGCACCUGCCCAACCGACCUGUCAAAACGUGCAGGCAGCUUUUCAGGCAGUAUCCGCGAGAACGCUCCUAAUCCAAUUGCAAUAGAUUGUAACCGAUUACUUCAAUGAAGAGUGUUUCUUCCCUC